This is a messenger RNA of Gryllus bimaculatus (two-spotted cricket), 5141 nucleotides long. Lineage: Eukaryota; Metazoa; Arthropoda; Insecta; Orthoptera; Gryllidae. The record is from the annotation of a GenBank genome assembly.
AUGGCAGUGGCAACUUGUCCGCAGCUGAUUGGUGGAACUACAAGUGUAGAUGCCAACCCUGCCAAUACUUGAAGUUUCCGUGUUACUUCGUCAGCCGUGUGAUAACUCGUGUUUUGAAUGUGUUUUGUUGAUGACAUACGGCUCAUCUCAAGCUUAUGUUUUGUCAGAAAUUACAUCUAUAAUAAUGCAACAGAUUUAAUGUUUACUACGAUAGAGUAUCGAAAAAAUAAUCAAUAAUUCAUGAAUGGAAGACAACAUUCAAACAUUUCAACCGGCGUGAAUAUUUGUUUUAGUGCGAAAAUUCUUUGAAAUCAAGAGACAGAAGUGUCAUAAGGAAAUGGAUAUGUAAAUAAAUAGCGUUGUGAUUUUUGUGUUCAAUUGUGAUCUCUUAUCCAAGUUUGCUAAGUUGUUAUGGUGCAUCACGGAAGUUAUGAAGAGUGAAUAAUAUUGUUUUAAUUUUGAAAUAGGUUGUUUGAUUGCCUACAAUGAAGGCGAAUUUUGUGAUAUUGUUGUGUGUUCUAAUUAACAUAUAUUUUUCUGACGCUGCAAGUAAACAAAAGUCAAAAUCAGUCACAACUUUCAUUGAUGCUAAAUGGGAAGUUACUCCACUAGUUCUUGAGGUAGCUGAAUUUCUAGCUGAUGAAAAUGGGAACUAUCUGUGGGAAUUCAUUGAUGCCAUUAGUGCACUUCAACCACCUUUGAUUGAUUUAAGUACUGAAAAGGCUAGCUAUGAUAAAGUGUUGGAAGUUGCAGGGGAGCUUAUCCCUCCCUCACAGUUGUCAGUCCUCAAACUUGCUCUAUCUCUGCAUACCUAUUCACCAAAAGUGGAAAUGUUUGCACAGAUGGCAUCGGAAAGAGGCUUGCCAUCUCUUGGGUGCCCUGCAGCUGCUGACAGUUUGCAAGGACCACAACUUGUUGAAAGCUUUGGUAUUGAUCAUCAUUAUCCUGGCUCUCAAAAUGACAGCCUUGUAGUAGUGCUGUAUGGAGAAUUGGGAACUCCUGAAUUUACUGCAUUCCAUCAUGUUUUAAAACCCAAGGCUUCUUUAGGAGAACUGGACUAUGUAGUACGACAUUAUGUGAAGGAGAGGCCCAACAAACGUGUGAGACUUUCUGGCUAUGGAGUCGAGUUGCAGAUUAAAUCUACAGAGUACAAAGUGCAGGAUGAUACUCAAGUACAGUCAGAUGGAACCUCUGAUGGAGGCGAACAACAAGAUGAGAAUGAAGAGAUAGAAGGCUUUCAUUUCAAUCGUCUCAAGACUCUAUACCCAGACAUGAAGGAAAAUCUUGACAAAUUUCGGCAGCAUCUACUGGAAUCAAGUAGUGAAUUGGCCCCUCUCAAAGUCUGGGAAGUACAGGAACUCAGUUUGCAGGCUGCGGCUCGAAUUGUAUCUGCACCCCGAGAAGAAGCUUUAAAAGUGCUUACAACUAUUGCUCAAAACUUCCCUUUACAAGCACGCUCUUUAGUACGCACUCAAGUGAGUAGUGAACUGAAACAAGAAGUAAAGGAGAAUCAAGAAUCCUUUUCAGCAUCACUCAACCUUCAGCCUUCAGACACUGCAUUAUUCCUCAAUGGCAUGUUCUUUGAUCUUGAUGUUGUGGAUAUGAUCUCUCUCUUGGAAGUUGUGAGGCAAGAGUUGCGUGUUAUGGAAGGUUUACACAAAAUUGGUAUUUCCCAGUCUCAGAUGAGUUCUCUUUUGGCUUUGGAUUUUGGUGGAAAUAAUAAUGGAGAAUAUGCCAUUGAUAUUAGAGAUUCAGCUGUCAUUUGGAUUAAUGAUAUUGAGACAGACAAGCAGUAUAGACGGUGGUCAGAAUCACUAAUGGAGUUGUUAAGACCUACUUUUCCUGGAAUGUUGCGAAGCAUACGUCGGAAUUUGUACCAUUUGGUGAUUGUAGCUGAUCCUGCCAAACAUCAAGUGAAGCCAAUUCUGAAAUUUGCAGAGUCCUUUUAUGUUCAUUUGGCUCCUUUACGAAUUGGCCUUGUUUUUGCUGUGAAUCCAGACUCAGAUGCCAAUGGUUUUAACGAUGCAGGUGUUGCCUUGCUGAAUGCUUUCAACUAUGUUUCUGAACUGAAAGAUGCAUAUCAUGGACUCAGCUUCCUUACUGAUAUUUAUGCACAAAUUAAGGAGGAAAGGGAUGUCACUGUAAAAGAUGUCAUUAAUUUAAUGCGCACUAGGUAUCCAUCAGCCUCUGUUGAUGAAAUAUUUGGUGAAGAUUCUGAAUAUGAUACAGGUCGUAAACUGGCUAAAGAUUUCAUAGAGAGAACUGGAUUGCGGAAUCUUCCACAAGUUCUGCUGAAUGGCAUUCCCUUGCCUGAAAAUGUACUUAAUGCAGAUGAUUUUGAGGAAGGUGUGCUGAGUGAGAUUAUGGCUCAAACAACUGUAUUCCAGAAAGCUGUGUACAAAGCUGAACUUUCAGAUUCAGAUAACACUUUGGACUUCAUUAUGAAUCAGCCCAAUGUUAUGCCUAGGGUUCUUAACAAUGAUCGAGUAUAUCUGGAUGUAACUGGUUCCAUCAAAGGAAGUGGUUCAGUAGAUGUGGAAGCCUUCAAGCUAUUGUCGCCUAGAGACAAGACCGCAGUUAUUCUUGGCCGUUGGAUGCGCUAUUUCCAUGGCCCUCGAUCUCAUCCUCCACACAUCCUGACUCAUUGGGUAGCUGCAGACUUGCAGGAGCCUUCAGGCCGCUCAUUGCUCCUGUAUGCUCUUCAAAAUAUGAAGGGGAGUGGUAAUUCACGUGUGGGCUUGCUACUUAAUCCCCUGGUGAGUCCUGAGCAAAAGGCACAACCUUUGAACUUACUAGCUCUGGCAUCUUUGCGCUCUCUAAAUCCCCAAGCAGCUUCCAAUCUGCUUAUACACAUCUUGGAAGAUGAAAAUCUGGCCAGUGGAUUGGCUGAUGGCUCAAAGACCCUGAAAGAUGUACCGGAGAUGGGAGUGGACUUCAGUGAACUCUCUGAAGCUCUGAAAGCAGAUGGAGAUGCUUCAAAGACAGAUUUAGAGCUUCUACGUGCAUUUAGAUUCUACUGUCAGUCAGUACUAAGUGUACCUCCUGGAAGUCGAGCUGUUGUGACCAAUGGACGAGUGCUAGGACCAUUGGAUACGACUGAGGCUUUCACUCUAGAUGAUUUCUCUCUGCUGGAACGGUACAGUCUUCGAGUGUAUGGUGAUAAGAUUCUCCAGGCAUUGAAGGCCAAAGCAAAUGAUGAUGAUGAUGAUAUUGAUGACAGUGAUAUUUUAAUGCAAGCUGUUGCUAUCCUCCCAGCUUUGGAUAUUGUGGUGAUUGUAGACCCUGUGUCAAGAGGAGCUCAGAAAGUGGGACCCAUUGCAUCUGUUUUGCAUGAAACACUUAAUUGCAACAUCAAGCUUUUCCUCAAUUGUGUGGAAAAGAGCAGUGAUAUGCCUCUCAAAAGUUUCUAUCGAUUUGUAUUGGAACCCGAAGUACAAUUCACACCAGAGGGUCGACAAUCUGCAGGACCUUUAGCUCGUUUUACUAACAUGCCCACCUCAGUGCUGCUUACACAAAACAUGCAAGUGCCUGAAAAUUGGCUGGUGGAAUCUGUGCGUUCACCAUACGAUCUUGACAACAUCAGAUUAGAAGAUGUGGAUAGUGGAGUACACAGUGAAUAUGAAUUGGAAUACCUCUUGCUGGAAGGACACUGCUUUGAAGCAAACUCGGGUAAUCCUCCGCGAGGAUUACAGAUAACUCUUGGCACUGAGUCUGAGCCAGUGCGUGUUGAUACCAUUGUAAUGGCAAAUCUAGGGUACUUUCAACUAAAAGCCAAUCCUGGAGCAUGGAUUUUGCGAUUACGACAAGGUCGAUCAGCUGAUAUAUUUGAUAUUGUUAGCCAUGACGGAUCUGACACUCCUGCAAAUUCAUCUGACAUUAAAGUGGUAAUUAGCUCAUUCAGAAGCCACGUCUUGAAGUUGCGUGUGGGCAAGAAACCAGAUAAGCAGCACCUCUCUCUCCUUUCUGAUGAUGAUGCUGCUCCUGGCCUCUGGAAUUCAAUCACCAGCGAACCCCCGUUGUCUGGUGUUGGCAGCACCUUCGGUGGAGCCAAAAAGGACGAGGAAGAAGAGGAGCGAAUCAACAUAUUCUCGCUGGCCUCAGGACAUUUGUACGAGCGUUUUCUCCGCAUUAUGAUGCUUAGUGUGUUAAAACACACAACUACACCUGUCAAGUUCUGGUUCCUCAAAAAUUAUUUAUCUCCUACCUUUAAGGAUUUCCUACCCCACAUGGCCAAAGAAUAUGGCUUUGAAUAUGAAUUAGUUCAAUACAAGUGGCCACGUUGGCUUCACCAGCAGACAGAGAAGCAGCGAAUUAUAUGGGGUUACAAAAUUCUCUUUUUGGAUGUAUUGUUUCCCUUAAGUGUUCGCAAGAUAAUCUUUGUGGAUGCAGAUCAGGUGGUACGAGCUGACAUGCAUGAGCUGGUAGAACUGGAUCUGGGAGGUGCUCCUUAUGGUUAUACACCAUUUUGUGACAGCCGCACUGAAAUGGAUGGUUUCCGUUUCUGGAAGCAAGGCUACUGGCGAAACCAUCUACAGGGCCGCCGCUACCACAUCAGUGCCCUGUAUGUAGUGGAUUUACGUCGUUUUAGAAGAAUAGCUGCUGGAGAUCGAUUGAGAGGCCAAUAUCAGGCCCUCAGUCAGGAUCCAAAUUCUCUGUCCAACUUGGAUCAGGAUCUUCCAAACAACAUGAUUCACCAGGUGGCUAUCAAAUCAUUGCCACAGGAGUGGCUGUGGUGUGAAACUUGGUGUGAUGAUGCUUCCAAGAAGUAUGCAAAGACAAUUGACUUAUGCAAUAAUCCAUUGACUAAAGAGGCAAAGCUGACUGCAGCCAUGCGAAUUUUACCAGAGUGGAAGGAUUACGAUGCUGAAAUUAAAAAGUUACAGCAACGGGUUGACCAUACACAUACAGAAGAAGGUAUGGAAGGUCAAGUUCCUGUGCCAUUGCAACCAAGUCAAGCAGAUGUGCACACUCAUUCUGCAUCCCAUUCGGAGUUAUGACACUGCCUCACUGUGGUUAGUUCCUUGUGAGACUGAUGUAAGUGUGAUCCCCUGUGAAUAGCACCCUACCCUGGCGCCUGCUGUGUCAUGAUCUUUUAAUUUAAGUGUGUUGCUACCAAAUAAAUGAGUUAUUACAAGAAAAAA